UGUGGUCGAUCAGCUGCGGAGGGACUCAGCAACGAGAGAAGGAAAGGGAGGGGGAUCAAUAAGCGCGCCUGUGGGAGCCACUUUACUGUUUCACUGUCUCUGGUGGGCUGUCUGCACGAGGCGAGCCCCCGUUCUUAGAACAUUUUCCGGUCCUCGAGCGCGUGAGGGUGCCGGUACGAAUCCCAUUAGAGCAUCUUGCUCACUGAAAAGUAAAAACCGGAAAUUUGGGUGGAAACCAUGACAACAGCAGAGACCGGAGACUGAGAGCAGAGUCGCAGUCAACAAACUGGCAGUAGACUGGUGAACUCUGAUGUGAGCGAAGGAGCCUUUUUAUUUUUACAAUACCAUUUUUAUUUCAAAGAUCUCGCUUUUUCUCUGUCAAGUAUGAAAUCCUCGAAGAAGAGCGCGGAGCAGAAUAUCCUGAGAGUUCUAUGCGGAGUGAUGGUCAUGGCCUCGAGCGGUCACGGCGCAAGAGUUGUCAGCGGUCAGACGGUGUGUCAGGGAGGGGAGGAGCAUCCAUGCUAUAAGAUCGCCUACUUCCGGGAAAUGACCAGCCGGAUUGCAUUCAGCGAGGCCAGACAGGCGUGUGAGAUGGACGGAGGAUCGUUGCUGAGCGUAGAGAGCGCUGCGGAGCAGAGACACAUAGAACACCUACUACAGGAGCUUCGGACCUCCUCAACAGGAGCAGGGACAGAAACGGGGGUAGGAGCAGGUACCGGUAAUGGAGGAAUAGCAGAUGGUGAUUUCUGGAUCGGGCUGAUGAGGACAGAAGGAGAACACACACAGGAAAACGGCGGCUUCGCCUCCUGUUCUGACCUCUACCUCUGGACCGACGGGAGUGUGUCCCAAUUCAGGAACUGGUAUUUUGACGAGCCGUCGUGCGGAGGGGAGGCGUGUGUUGUGAUGUACCACCAGCCUACAGCGCUCCACGGGCUGGGCGGGGCCUACAUGUACCAGUGGAACGACGACAGGUGCAACAUGAAGCACAACUUCAUCUGCAAGUACGAACCAGGUACGCAGCAUCACACAGAGAGCCGUCUGGGGAAGGAGCAGGGGGACAGGCCUGGAGCUCGUGACCCAGAUGUGGCGGUGGUGCAGGCAGAUGAGGUCAAACAAUCCGGGCCAAGUGAGGACGACGCCCCACACGUAAUCAUAGCUGGAACUUCAGGUGAGAGGUGGAGGUAUGCUGCUGGUUUAUGUAAUCAUCCCCACCAUCCCUCUGCUGCUGCUCAUCCUGGUGGCUUCUGGGACUUGCUGUUUCCAGAUGUUUAGUAAGAGCAAACCACGGACCAAAACCAGUGUUAACCACCAAUCAACGCUCUGGAUCUCCAAGACACCCAAGACAGACAGCAUGGAAGUAUGAAUGGCAGGUUACAUCACAAACAAGAUAAACAGAUUAGGCAGAACUAACUGAAUGAUACCUCUCUUUCCCUGAUACUAUCCUUGUUCCAAAUACAUCUAACUAUCCACCUCAACCAAUGACCUGCUCUCCUCUUCUGCAUUUCCUUUGUUCAAUUUGUUCGUCUCCACCGCUCUGUUUAGUUUUUCCUUAUUUCCUCUCCUCCCCUCCACCCCUCCUGUCCUCCUGUUAAUGUGUUCCAGCAAACAAAAAUGAAACGACUUAAUGGAUAAUUUGGCAAUCCUCGUACCUCUCUGAUAUCAAGGUAGACCUAUCGUGUUGCCUUUUCCCCUUGCUGCUAAUAGCCAGGAACAUUUUGCUGGAAUCCCGGUGUCUGUACGCAUGUGUGAGUGUGAGCAUGCUACCGUGUGUGUACACUAAUGUGUGUGUGUGCGUUACACUAAUCGGUUCCAAACAGAGGAAGUAAUUAACUAUCAGUAAUUAAGGGUGGUGCGAGGGGGACCCUGAUAAAACAAGCAAUUGAACCAUCCCCUGUGACCAGGAAUAGGGUCAGAGCCACUUAACACAUCACACAGAUUUACUCCUGAACAGCAGCACACAGCGAGGGGUAGGAGAGGAGGGAGAGGGGGGAGAGGAGGGAGAGGGGGAAAAGAGGGAAAUAGGACUUUAAAAUGGAAAUUGAAGUGUGUUGUUUGAUCUGCUUCCCGUUGUUCAGGGUUUACUACUAGCUUAACUCUCUGUUCCCUCACCGGGGAUCUAUGUCUCAGACAGAUCAGUCAGCUAAAUGACUUUCCUAAAUGUCCUGAACAAAAAAUGAUUACCUAGUUAUUAUAGAAAGAGGAACUUGAAAACAUACUGACAUACUGAACUGAUUAUCUGUGUCUGUUGUCAUGCAGAGGGACAUUAUCAACGUUGACCAUGACUUUCUUUUGUGAAGGUAUAACGCUAUUUCUUAUUCUUGUUGUUAUCCAAAACUACACGCUAUGUUUUGGGAGAGGUCGCUACCAAGAUGAGGACCAAAGCUAGUGAACACUACAGAAGGUGCUUUCCACGAUCCAAUCUAAUUGAAUGCAUAAUGCCAGUAAAUAUCUCAUGGAUGAAACAGUCAGUAUUUAUCCAAUAUUUAUCACCGCCUGAUAUGAAUACUGUAAGUGCAGUUUUGUGCAUGUUACAUGGUCUACAAUGUUAUAUUUUAUAUUCCGUAUAAGCAUUGUCUAAUGUGAGAGAUUAUCCACCUGGCUAAUAUUGAUACAUGCCAUACAUCUCAACUUAUCCUCAGAUGUCCUAUGUUAUUGCUUUUAUAUGAUGGACUAUAUGAGCGUACUACAUGUGUUUUCUUUCAAAGGUAACUACACGUGUAGCACGCUCAACCAUUGAACAAGGUUUGAAUAAGGGAUUUGUGUAUAUUUCAGUGUGUAUGUGUUGGAUGGAGUGUGGUACAUACAUUAGGUUCUAGAGUUUCUAGAACCACAUACAGUAGAUCAGUGGUACAUAUAUGAGACUAGGUUCUGGUGAUGGUAUGGUACGUUUUGGAGCCUGUGUGUGAAUGUGUUGUUAAGUUGCGUGUUUUGUACCCAGCGUUGUGAUGCAGUCACUGUCCUGCUAGCCUGUCUACCCACAGCCAGAGAUGAGAACAGAGUUUAUAAAGAGCCUUGUAGAAACUUAAAGAAACCUUUUUCACCCAUAACUUGUUUUGUGACGAGAUCACUCAAUAAAAGGCUUUAUGUGA
Molecule: messenger RNA, 3089 nt
Organism: Salmo salar (Atlantic salmon)
Lineage: Eukaryota; Metazoa; Chordata; Actinopteri; Salmoniformes; Salmonidae
Source: RefSeq, a predicted model, not a curated record